AUGAAGGGAACUACCUUCCUCCUGAUAUCUUUCAUACUUUGGAGACAGGCUAUGUCUCAAUUGGAAUGUUCGGAACACCCUGCUUGCAUAAUGGAAGGCUUAAACGCGGAAAGCAAUUGCUGCCCGGAUGAUAAUGGGGUCUAUGAAGACUGUUGCUUUCGCGCAGAGUGCAUUCUGUACCCCGCAUGCUAUAGCGCAGGUCUUGAUGACUUUUGCUGUCCUACAGAAGACGGCAAUAUGUUAGACUGCUGUGGUACUAUUCCUGUUCCUUCCCCCACUUUGUUGCCGUCGGUGGUUCCAACACCAGUUGUUACGCUUUUCGAACCAAAAUGUGAUGAAAACAAAGCAUGCAGAGAUCAAGGACUCACAGGUCUAUGUUGCCCGACAGUAGAAGGAGUAAUACUGGAGUGCUGUAGUGGGACCGCUCCGCCAUCAAAGGUUCCUUCCAUUUCUCCAAAUGACGACCCUUCCAAUAUGCCAUCAAAAGUUCCCACUUCCCCGCCAUCCGGCGAACCAAGCCCUGUUCCAUCGGAAGCACCAAGCGCAUCACCAUCUAUCGUACCAAGUCUUGCUCCAUCAAAAGCGCAAGCAACCCAAUCGUCUUGUUCGGCACAUCCUGCUUGCUCCAAUUUAGAAGGCGAGUGCUGCCCAACGACCGAUGGGGUCACUCUUGACUGCUGUUCCAGUGGACCAACAGUAUCAAACAGUCCUUCUGCGGCACCAAAUACUUCACCAUCAGCUACACCAUCGACUUCGCCAAGCAGUGUUCCUUCUAUAUCUAUGCUACCAAGUAUUGUAUCAGCUGAAUGUUCGGCACAUCCUGAGUGCUCCAAUCUAGAAGGUAACUGCUGUCCAACGACUGAUGGAGUCAUUCUUGACUGCUGUUCCAGUCGACCAACAAUAUCAAACAGUCCUUCUGCCGCACCGAAUACUUCGCCGUCAGCUACACCGUCGCUCUUGCCAAGCAGCAUUCCUUCUAUAUCUACCGUGCCAAGCAUCGUAUCAGCUGCAUGUUCGGCACAUCCUGAAUGCUCCAAUCUAGAAGGUGACUGCUGUCCAACGACGGAUGGAGUCACUCUUGACUGCUGUUCCAGUCGACCAACAAUAUCAAACAGUCCUUCUGCCGCACCGAAUACUUCGCCGUCAGCUACACCGUCGAUCUUGCCAAGCAGCAUUCCUUCUAUAUCUAUCGUGCCAAGCAUCGUAUCAGCUGCAUGUUCGGCACAUCCUGAAUGCUCCAAUCUAGAAGGUGACUGCUGUCCAACGACGGAUGGAGUCACUCUUGAUUGCUGUUCCAGUGGACCCACAAUAUCAAGCAGCCCUUCUGCCGCACCGAAUACUUCGCCGUCAGCUACCCCGUCGACAACGCCAAGUAGCGUUCCUUCUCAUACAACGUCGACCUUACCAAGCAGCAUUCCUUCCAAGUCUCCGUCUGCUUCCAUAGCACCUUCUGUGACAGCUGCGUGCAUUUCCAAUCCUGGAUGUGCUAUCUUGGGUCUCACAGGCGACUGCUGUCCCCCUCCAAAUGGGGACAAUCUUUUCUGCUGCAGUGUGGAUGGAUCAUUCUCGCCAAGUUCAAAUCCGUCGAUCUUGCCAUCGGUCGAGCCAAGCCUAUUUCCAUCAACCAUGCCGUCGAAUAGUCCCAGUCAGUCACCUUCGGUUACUCCAAGUCUAUUGCCAUCAACCAUGCCGUCGAGUAGCCCCAGCCAUGCACCAUCGGUUACUCCAAGUCUGCUUCCAUCAUCCAUGCCAUCGGGAAGCCCUAGUGUUUUGCCUUCGCUGUCACCCUCAAAUCAGCCGAGCGGCAAUCCAUCUUUCUAUCCAUCAGGGUCAGAGAGCCCGACACAUGAAAAUCCAGAGUGUGAAAAGAAUCAAGAGUGUAAGGCACUAGCCUUGACUGGUUUCUGCUGUCCCACAAUAGAUGAUGUUAUGUUGUCAUGCUGCUUUGGGGAACCCAGCAGUACUCCAAGUUUUUCCGAAGUCCCUUCACAGCUUCCAAGCAUCAAGCCGUCGGUGUCAAAUGCUCCAUCCUCUGGUCCAAGUAGCAACCCUUCGCUAUCAUUGAAUCCUUCAUCUGCUCCUAGCAGCAAUCCAUCAUUAUCAAUAAUUCCAUCGAGCACUCCAAGUGACCAGCCAUCGACCUCAAAGGCUCCAUCUUCUGUUCCAAGCAGCAUUCCUUCUCUGUCCAUUCAGCCUUCCCUGGCACCCAGCACAAAUCCAUCCCUUUCGAGCAAUCCAUCGUCAAUACCCAGUCUAGUUCCAAGUAGGAGCCAGCAUCCAAGUGAGAGCAAUGAACCUUCGACGCUGCCUUCGAUGAAUCCAUCGCAGCGACCAAGCUCGAAGCCCUCGCUAUCAAUUGCUCCUAGUACAUCAAUCGAACCCAGCGUAAUUCCUUCUGAAGAACCAACGGAAUCGCCUGCACCGUCUCCAAGUCCUUCAAAGAUGCCAACAGGGAAGCCAUCAGGAAGUGCAAUCCCAUCGUCCAAGCCAACACUCAGUGAUGCACCAUCCGGUGAACCGACAGAGUCACCAGCUCCAUCCCCAGCACCUAGUCAGCUCCCAACAACGAGUCAGAAGCCUUCUGAAGACCCCUCAUCGGAGCCUACUGAGUCACCAGCUCCGUCACCGUCCCCAAGUGACAUUCCGAGUGACAUGCCGACAAAGUCACCGGUGUAA
Messenger RNA from Cylindrotheca closterium, 2676 nucleotides. The record is from the annotation of a GenBank genome assembly. NCBI's taxonomy places the organism in Eukaryota, Bacillariophyta, Bacillariophyceae, Bacillariales, Bacillariaceae.